Molecule: messenger RNA, 558 nt
Organism: Salvia splendens (bonfire salvia)
Lineage: Eukaryota; Viridiplantae; Streptophyta; Magnoliopsida; Lamiales; Lamiaceae
Product: protein RADIALIS-like 3
Exons: 2
Coding region: 122-409 (95 amino acids)
Molecular function (GO): DNA-binding transcription factor activity
Source: RefSeq, a predicted model, not a curated record
UCACCUUUUCUUGUGUAUAUAAAGCCAUAGUUGAGAUAAAACUCCAAACAACACACUUUGUGCAAUCCAUAUAUAUCUUCCUUGGUUGAGCUUCCCCCUCGCCUUGCACGACCAUUAGGCCAUGGCCUCGAGCUCAUUGACAUCUUCACGUUGCUCGUGGACGUCCAAGCAAAACAAGCAGUUUGAGGAGGCCCUAGCAAGGUACGACAAGGACACACCGGACCGUUGGCACAACAUAGCCAGAGCAGUUGGUGGGAAAUCAGCAGAUGAAGUGAGGAGGCAUUAUGAAGUCUUGGUUAAAGACAUUAUGCAAAUAGAGACUGAUCAAGUGCCCAUUCCCAACUACAGAGCCCUUGCAAGAGGAUAUGCCCAUGAACAGAGGCUUAUGAGUAAUCUCAAGCUGCAGUGAUGAGUAAAUCUUUCAAGAAGUACAUACUCCAUUAAAGUGUUGUGUAUUGCAUUUACAUAGUCUUGUGCCAACAAACAUCACAAAAAUUGUAAUAUAAGGUUCAAGAAAUAAGAGGUACCUAUAAUAUUAUAUGAGUAUUUUUUCUGUCA